UUUUUUUUUUAAAAUAUACGUCAAACAUUCACUUUCUUGCAAUUGAAUGACCUGCCAGGAGGUGUGUAAUUUGUUUAGCACAUGACUCCAGUGCCACCUACUGUCUUGCUGAAUUACGGUGAAAUGUAUACUUCAGCGGGUCUUUUCAGAGCACAAACUUGUGUUUAUUUUAUAAAAAAAAAUUCUCGAACAUUUCAAUUAUAACCAGCAUGACGUAGCCUAAAACAGGCUAUAUUUUGUGGUUGAACCAGAAGUCUUUUCCGUCGGCCUCAAAUUCCCGACGGAAAAGCAGUUGUCUGACGUAAUCAUUGUUUUGUGCAACUGUGCAAGGUAAAACAAGGUUUACCUGUUGCCGCAGGUACUCUUAAAAAAGGAAGCCUUUCUAAGCUCUUUUUUUCCAACUUCAAUAAUUGCUUCUACGUAUUGGUGUAAGAGGAGCGUGUGCUCUCUACAACUAUCAAAUGGCUCUCGAUGAAGACUUUAAUUCCUUGUAAAACAACUACCGGGAAAGAAUAGCUUGCUUUUUGACUUCCGGAAAAAUUCUGCUGUAGCCAGUGGACUACCUUUAUGCCAUAUGCCGCCCUGGACCUCAUGAACCAUGUCUGGUCACCACACUGGAGGUCCUAACCCCGAGAAAUGGAGCUUGACUGGGUCAGGAGGAAACAGCCUCGAACCCACCCACUCCCAGGGCGACAGUGGCAGCCUGGGCAGGCCCUAUCAGGAGCGCUGCGUUGACCCCAUUGAGCCUCCGUCGGUGCCCAUGGGCACUGCCCACAAAGCUGACCCAAGAUAUGCUAACGGCAAGGAGGCAGAGAUCCAGGACUUCCUGCCUGUGCCCGAGCCAUCUUCGGGGACGUACAUGUGCACCCCCUGCGUUUCUGUGGCGUCGUGUCGGACAUUCGUGUGCAGCGUGGUGACGUGUGGUCUGUACCGGUUGUGCAGACGUAUCCCAUGCCUGGCACCCGAGGAGAGCCAAUCACAGGAGGCCAAAGUGCCGUCCAGUUCCGCCCCCAGCUCCCCGGAGAAGGACGAAUCAGAGUCCGGCUACACGGACAUCUAUUUCCGUGGCAUGAAAGUGGACCCCAUUGUGCUGGACGACGAGCCGGUUUUCUACAGACCCCCUCAACAGGACCUCCACAAGAGCGGGAGCGUAUACCUGGAUGGGUUCGAAGCGGUGGACGAAUGGAGCGACGGUGGCGGCGAUGUGGACUCGCUCAUCUCGCGCAAGCUGCUGGAGCUCUACACACAGUUCCAGAUCGACGAGCUGGCCAACUGCACGUCCGACUCUGUGUUCCUGAAGCGCACCAGCGACAUCAGCCGCCUCAUAUCCGACAUCGUGGCGGAGCACAAGCUGGAGGAGCAGGACGCCGAGUGCCGGCUGGUCCACGGCAUCAUCCGCCUGAGCACACGCAAGAGCAAGAAGAGGCCCCCGGUGCGCCGUGCGGUGACUCCCGCUGACAGCGGCACGGAAACGAUGAAAGGAAGCUUCUCCCUCACAGACAGCAACUCCAAUGACCUUGAUGUCCAGAUAUCCAAGGAGACAGCCUCAGAUGUCAAAGCCAGACAAAUGCGCCAUAACAGCGAUCGAGCUAACUCGUCUAGCUCGCCGACCACUUUCUCGCCAGCCUACCGCGAGACAGACACGGAAUCUUCCGGCCUCCCGCUUCUCCCGCUUGAUAGGUAUCCUCGCACAUGAACCCUGGGAAAACCCCGGAUUGUUUUCCCUUUUUGGAAAACUAGGAAAACUGUGGAAUAGUGCCUCCUCCAAAGGGAAUAAGGUGAAGGAAAACUUAAGGUCAGUUAUAAUUUGAGCCAUAGACAAUUAGGGGAAGAAAUCAUUUUAUGCGCUUUGAUGAGCUGUACGCUUUGUCUUUUAUUUUACGAAUUAAGGUAAUUUAUAUUGGUGCAAGUACUUUGUUGUUGUUUUUUGUUGUUGUUGUUAUUGUUGUUGUUGACUUUCUUUUUUCUGAGAUGAAUGUGGUUCAUUGUGCCAUCCACUGUGUAGAUAGAAGACAAAACAAAUUUCUGUGUACGAGCAGGAGGAAUGUAGACUGAGAUAGAGAAUAAGAGAGAGAGGGAGAGAGAAGAAAAAAAAGGGAAGUGAGAGAGAAGAAACCUGAAACCCUCCAUACCUGUCAUGCUUUUGCCCCAGUUGAUCUGUAUUGUGCAUCAUCAUGUCAUUACUGUUGAGAUACUUAGAGUGUGCAGGCUCACCCUCGUCAGAUCAAAAUAAAUAUUCAGUCAUUUAAUAGAUAUUAUGAUCCUAACAGCUUACUGUAUAGGGAAGGAACAUGUGUUGGCAUUAUCUGUUCGACUGUGACUGUAUCUCCGUCUAUGUAAAGUCUUUUAGUGCUGUAUCCUGUGUAGGUGUAUAACAUUCAGGGAAUUGUUAGUGUAAAUAUACUGUGAAUCUGAGGAGCUGUCCUAAUAUCCGCCGAUGACGGCGACUAACAAAGUGUUUGUCCACGUGACAAAAAGUCAAAUGGAGGGUUGAAGGACAUCGUUUUAUUAUUUAGUAGAAGGAUACGUUUUGAAAAAUAUUUUUUUGUAUUGGUAAAAAGGAGUUCAAAUGAUUUUACCAAGCUUAACCUUGCUGUUUGUGGAAAGGAUUCCAUGUAGCAUGUGUAAUGUUCUGUCUGUGAUGUUAUUUUCUGUCUGCUAGAGAAGAAAAGUAGAGACAGUCCUUUGUCAAUAUCUGUCUUUGGGGUUUUAUCCUGAAAAUAAAUAGUGAAGGAGAA
Clupea harengus (Atlantic herring) is the source of this 2738-nucleotide messenger RNA. RefSeq names its product keratinocyte differentiation factor 1b (gene kdf1b). The record is from RefSeq and is a predicted model, not a curated record. Gene Ontology annotation, cellular component: cell junction. Gene Ontology annotation, biological process: keratinocyte development; regulation of epidermal cell division. Lineage: Eukaryota; Metazoa; Chordata; Actinopteri; Clupeiformes; Clupeidae.